CAAACCCCAACAUCCCCCACUCACCUCCCUUUCCCAUUUAUAGCCACCCUAAUUACCUCCUCCUCCUCCUCCUCCUCCUCCUUUAUAUUUAACUUCCCCAUUAUUAUUAUUAUUAUUAUUAUUAUUAUUAUUAACUCCCUCAUAACCUAGGAUAUAUAUGCUAUACUACCCCUGCUAAAUAUCUCCGAUCUUCUUCUUCAAUUUCCCUUCUUCAAUUCAUUAAGAAGAAGAGAGAGAAGAAAAAAAAAAACUAUAUAUGAUGAGUCCGAUGAAUCGUCCGGUCCGCAGUCUCAUCGUUGCCGUCCUUCCUUGUCUUCUGCUGGUGCUGCUGCUGGCUGGACCGUCUGCCGCGCAGAACUGCGUGGGCGAGAGUUUCUCGAACAACAGGCUGUACUCCCUCUGCAGCUCCCUCCCCGAGCUGGGCGCCACGCUGCACUGGACCUACCACCCUUCGAACGCCACCCUCGACGUCGCCUACCGCCUGCCCUCCCCGGCCUCCGGCUGGGCCGCCUGGGCCAUCAACCCUUCCGGCGCCGGCAUGCUCGGCGCCAACGCCUUCCUCGCCUUCCAGAACUCCUCCACCGGCGCCGUCUCCGUCAUCACCACCGUCCUCGCCACCUCGACCGGCUACUCCCCCGCCAUCACCGACGAGGCCCUCAGCUUCGCCGUCCACGACCGCUCGGCGGAGUUCGCCGCCGGCGCCUACACCAUCUACGCCACCCUCGACCUCCCCGGGAACGGCACCGCGCAGAACACCGCGUGGCAGGCCGGCACCGCCUUCUCCUCCGCCGGCCUCCCCAGCGGCCUCUCCAACUCCCGCCUGCACCGCAAGAACAUCCAUGGAGUGUUGAAUGCCAUGAGCUGGGGUCUUCUGUUUCCUCUCGGAGUGAUCAUGGCGAGGUACCUGAGGGUGUUCAAAUCGGCCGAUCCUGCCUGGUUCUACCUCCACAUCACUUGCCAAUGCUCCGGUUACAUCCUCGGCGUUGCUGGGUGGGGUCUAGGCCUUAAACUUGGCAGCGAGUCCAAGGGAAUUACAUAUUACGCCCACCGCAACAUCGGAAUCGCUCUUUUCUGCCUCGCCACGCUUCAGGUGUUUGCAUUGCUUUUGCGCCCUAACAAAGACAACAAGUAUCGCAUAUACUGGAAUGUAUACCACCACUCGGUCGGAUACACGGUCAUCCUCCUGAGCAUCAUUAACAUCUUCAAGGGUUUCAACAUAUUGAACCCCGCCGAUAAGUGGAAAAAUGCGUACAUCGCUGUCAUUUCAACGCUGGGCGGUAUCGCUCUGUGUCUCGAGGUUAUAACAUGGGUGAUUGUUCUGAGGCGGAGGUCGUCGAGGAGCUCCGAGAAGUCGCACCAUGGCGCUGCAAAUGGAUAUGGUUCGAGGCAACAUCAUGCAGUAGUGUGAAUGUAUGUGUGUUUAUUUAUUACAUGUGUGAGAUAAGAGGGAUCAUUUUGAGGGAGAGAUGGAGAUGAGAUUGAGAUGGUUGCUUGUUGACAGACUAGUUUUCCCUCUUUUUUGGUUUUGGGAUUGUGUAAUUGAUGUUUCAUCUAUGUAGCUUGUUGGAUCACUAUACCUUGUUUUCUAUGUAGUUUGUACACUUGUUCCACUUAAUUGACAUUGCAUUUAUUUGUUUGUUAA
Molecule: messenger RNA, 1642 nt
Organism: Ananas comosus (pineapple)
Lineage: Eukaryota; Viridiplantae; Streptophyta; Magnoliopsida; Poales; Bromeliaceae
Product: cytochrome b561 and DOMON domain-containing protein At4g12980-like
Exons: 3
Coding region: 257-1408 (383 amino acids)
Source: RefSeq, a predicted model, not a curated record